GUCACGGGCUCGGGCCUGUCUCCGUUGUCGGCCCGCUCGGAACUUCGGCGCGGCACAAACAGACCGGAGCGGCGGGCGGGGCCCAAACCACCUCAGGCUGAUGAGCGCUGGCAGGGCGUGCAGCCGGGGCAGAGAGGGAGGAAACCUUCCCAGCUCUCUCCUUUCACCACCUCCACGGAGGAACCUCGAGUGGGACUGUUUUCGGUUUUUAAUGCGUGCCACAUACAGAAGACCCCUGGUUGUGUGUUGGGAGCUCUGACAGGCCCAUGCUUUUGGCUGUAAGCAUUGUAGCAGCUGUGAUGAGGCCACUACUUCCUUGCCAGAGAGUUUGACCACAGAGAGUCGCCAAGAUAGCUGGGCCAGGAAGAAAACGUCGCACCCCUGACCCAGACUCCAUUACCGACCCCGGCGGGCCGUUUGUGUCCUCCAAACGGCUGAAAAUGUCCAGCAGCACCAAUGCCCCUGGCCAGAGGAGAGUGUCUCGGGGCUUGGAUGAUGCCACCAACAAGAAGAAGCAGAAGGAUCGAGCCAACCAGGAAAGCAAGGAAGUGUCUCGCCCUGAGCUCGAGCAGGCUGAGACUGCCCAGGAGAAGGACUCAGAGGAGGAGCUGCUACUGGACUGGAAACAGAAUGCUGACGAGAUCAUUGUCAAGCUGAACUUGGGCAGUGGAGCUCUGAGGGUGGAGGAUGUAGAUGCUGAUUUCUCCGACACAGGCUGUGUGCUCAAACUACCAGACGGGCGCCAGUGGAGCUGUCAGUUCUACGAGGAGAUUGAGGGCUCCUGCAGCAAGCUCCAGUGCAAGAAGGGCAAUUUUCUACAGCUUGUGCUUCAGAAGAAGAUCCCACUCCAUACCUGGUCUUCGCUUCUGAAAAGAAGGAAAGAUGGAUCCAAAGAGCUGACCAAAGGGGCCACGUGCUGGGAGAAUGGGAAAGAGAAGGCUGCUUCUGCAGAGCUGAUCUCUGAAGAGCCAAGAGCUGAAGGCACAGAGCCACCAAGAUCCCGGCGGGAGCCCUCCAACCCCAAGCGUGCUCCGGGAAGAAGCGAGGCCCUGGGAGGAAAAAGCCCAGCCAGCCCAGGGACACAGAGUGGCCCCAGCGCCAAGCGGGCAGUAUACCUCAAAGUAGCUCCAACUGAGGAGGAGCCGAAUGCCAGAGUCACCGGGAGCACAGAGCCCAACAAAGGGCACAGCGGGAGGGCCGGGAGCCGCCGCAACGGCAGAGCCAGCCAGGUCGAUGCGCCCACAGCCCUGGCGGACAUUGCACUGCCACUGGAAAAGGCUGUGGUUUUGGCCAAGGAGACUGUUCCAGUGGAGAUGCCACCUCUUGCGGCUACCACAGAGGUGUUCCCCCACCAUGUUGCUACUUGUGUGGAGAAGAGAGUCCUGCAGCCAGGCAGCCCUGCUGAGACCUUGCGGGGCCGGGACUGCACACCUGUGCUGGGAGAGAGCUCUAAGGCUAUCCCAGUGGCCUCCCCUCCCCUGGGCAGAGAUGGUGAGAAGAGGGAUUGGUCCAAGGAUGAUGUGGCUCUGGAAGCAGCAGCUGAUGAGCCAGAGCCUUUUGUGAGCCUGUCCUUUGUCAAGAAUGACUCAUAUGAGAAGGGCAAUGAUCUGGUGGUGGUGCACGUCUAUGUGAAGGAGAUCCACAAGGAGACAUCCAAAGUGUUUUUCCGGGAACAAGACUUCACACUGGUGUUCCAGACGAGUGACACAAACUUCCUUCGCCUCCAUCCUGGCUGUGGGCCCCAUACAGUGUUCCGGUGGCAGGUGAAGCUCAGGAAUCUUAUUGAGCCGGAUCAGUGCACAUACAACUUCACAGUGUCUCGCAUCGAUGUCUGCCUGAAGAAACGCCAGAGCCAGCGCUGGGGGGGGCUGGAGGCUCCAGCCACACGAGGUGCAGUGGGUGGUGCAAAGGUUGCCAUGCCUACAGGCCCUACCCCUCUGGAUAAGAACCCUCCGGGCAGUAACCAACACCCCCUGUCCAGCAAGGAGGAGGCCCGAACCAGUGACAAAGAGAAGCCACGUGUGGAAGAUGGGGGUCUGGAUGGUGUGGCAGCCCGUACAGCCUCAGAGCACGUGGCAGUGAAGCAAGAGCCACACAUCCCAUCGCCUAAACCAACGUGCAUGGUGCCACCGAUGACACACAGCCCGGUGAGUGCCGAGAGUGUGGAGGAUGAUGAGGAUGAGGAUGAGAAGAAGAAGGUCUGCCUGCCUGGCUUCACAGGGCUGGUGAACCUGGGCAACACCUGCUUCAUGAACAGUGUCAUUCAGUCCCUGUCCAACACCCGGGAGCUGCGUGACUACUUCCAUGAUCGGUCCUUUGAGUCGGAAAUCAACUACAACAACCCUCUGGGGACGGGGGGACGCCUGGCCAUCGGCUUUGCCAUGCUGCUUCGGGCGCUGUGGAAGGGCACACACCAUGCCUUCCAGCCCUCCAAACUGAAGGCAAUUGUGGCCAGCAAGGCCAGCCAGUUCACUGGCUAUGCCCAGCACGAUGCUCAGGAGUUCAUGGCCUUCCUGCUUGAUGGCCUGCACGAGGACCUCAACCGCAUCCAGAACAAGCCCUACACAGAGACUGUUGACUCGGAUGGGAGGCCCGAUGAGGUAGUAGCUGAGGAGGCUUGGCAGCGACACAAGAUGAGGAACGACUCGUUUAUAGUAGACCUCUUCCAGGGCCAGUACAAAUCCAAGCUGGUGUGCCCAGUAUGUUCCAAGGUGUCUAUCACCUUUGACCCCUUCCUGUACCUCCCCGUGCCUCUCCCACAGAAGCAAAAGGUGCUGACUGUCUACUACUUUGCAAAAGAGCCACACAAGAAGCCCAUCAAGUUCCUCGUGAGUAUCAGCAAGGAGAACUCCAGUGCCAUGGAGGUGCUCGAGUCAGUGGCCCACAGUGUGCGUGUGAAACCAGAGAACCUGCGCCUGGCAGAGGUGAUCAAGAAUCACUUCCACCGCAUGUUCCUGCCGUCCAACUCGCUAGACAUGGUCUUGCCGACAGACCUGCUGCUCUGCUUCGAGGUGCUGUCCCCAGAACUGGCCAAGGAGCGGGUGGUGGAGCUUCAGGUCCAGCAGCGUCCACAGGUGCCCAGCGGUCCCGUCGCCAAGUGUGCAGCCUGCCAGAAGAAGCAGCUGCCAGAGGAUGAGAAACUCAGGCGCUGCACGAGGUGCUAUCGAGUCGGUUACUGCAAUGUGGCAUGUCAGAAAACACACUGGCCAGACCACAAGGCUUCGUGCCGCCCCGAGAACAUCGGUUUCCCCUUCCUCAUCAGCGUGCCGGAGUCCCGCCUCACCUACGCCCGCCUGGCCCAGCUGCUGGAGGGCUAUGCAAGGUACUCAGUCAGCGUGUUCCAGCCUCCGUUCCAGCUAGGACGGAUGUCACCGGAGCAGGGGCUGCAGCCUCUGCACUCGGACAAGCUGGAGCCCUUGGCCAAGAGCAGCUGUGCAGCAGCCACCUCUGCCUCUGAGCUGGGGGAGGGGGACAGGGCUUCCAGCCUCCUGCAGGAGCCCCCACUCUCACCAGCUGUGCCUGAGCUACACCCGGAGAUGGGGGACACUGGCACUGUCCGGAGCAAGGUUCUGACAGCCAGGAGUUCCCUGCUGAGCUUGGAUUCGGGCUUCUCUGAGCACAUGGAGUCACAGGGUGACAGCUGUUGUGAGAAGGAGCCAUCCUAUGAGAGAGCCAUCAAGCCAGAAGCUGCCAUCCCUGGGUACCAGCACACUUCAGACUCGCUGAGUGCCCGCGCCACACAGUUCUACAUCAAUAAGAUCGAUGCUGCCAACCGAGAAUACAAGCUUGAAGAUAAAGGUGACACACCCCUGGAGCUGACAGACAACUGCUCCCUCGCCCUGGUGUGGAAGAACAAUGAGCGCCUGAAGGAGUUUGUGUUGGUGGAAUCCAAGGAGUUGGAGUGUGUGGAGGACCCAGGCUCAGCCAGUGAAGCAGCCCGGGCUGGUCACUUCACCCUGGAGCAGUGCCUCAAUCUCUUCACCAAGCCCGAAGUCCUGGCCCCAGAGGAAGCGUGGUACUGCCCCAAGUGCAAGCAGCACCGCGAGGCCUCCAAGCAGCUGAUGCUGUGGCGGCUGCCCAACGUCCUCAUCAUCCAGCUCAAGCGCUUCUCCUUCCGCAGCUUUAUUUGGAGGGACAAGAUCAAUGACAUGGUGGACUUCCCUGUCCGGAGCCUGGACCUGAGCAAGUUCUGCAUUGGCCGGAAGGGUGAGCAGCAACUGCCUAUGUAUGACCUGUACGCUGUGAUCAACCACUACGGAGGCAUGAUUGGGGGGCACUACACGGCGUACGCCCGCCUGCCCAACGACAAGAACAGCCAGCGCAGCGACGUAGGCUGGCGGCUCUUUGACGACAGCACAGUCACCACCGUGGAUGAGAGCCAGGUGGUGACCAGAUACGCAUAUGUUCUCUUCUACCGCCGGAGGAACUCUCCCGUGGAGAGACCCCUGCCAGGGCACCCCUCAGACCAUCGCACUGAGCGCACCCCCUCUGCCGAAGCUGCUGCCAGCCAGGCUUCUCUGAUCUGGCAGGAACUGGAGGCUGAAGAACAAGAGCUGCAGCUUGAGGCACCCCAAAGGCCUUCAAGAAACUCCUGGAGGCCCCGUGGCCAGAAGCGAAGUCCGGGCACCCCCCAGCACCCUGAUGAAGGCUGCGUCAGAUACUUUGUCCUGGCCACCACGGCCGCAAUUGUGGCUCUCUUCCUGAAUGUCUUCUACCCACUCAUUUACCAGCCCCGCUGGAGAUAGGCAUAGGCGCGUGGCCAGCUGCAGGAGCAGGGCCGCCAGGGCACGCGCCGUCCUAGGAUGCUACGCGACCAAGACAUCGGGCAGCAGGACAGAAACCUCCGGGAAGGACUCGCCAAGGGAAGCAUGGGGCCGUCGGCUCCUGCCUGUCUGCUCUGGCAUCUCCUGUGCCAGCUGGCAGGGCUGUGUGGCCAGCCCGCUGCCUUGCCAAGGCGCAGCCCAGAACCAGGAGCUCCUCUGCCCUCCCUUACUGGGAGUGGGGCAGACCUCAUGGCUACCUGCUGCACAGGAAGGGACAUUGCUGCUGCAGCGCAGCUGGGACCUGGGACCCCCAUGGGCACAUCGACUAUCUCUGCUUGGCUCCCAAGAAGGAACUGGAGACCUGCCGAGAGGCUGCAGCAAGGGCAGGAUGCCCUGACAUGGGUCCUGGCUAGCCACCCCUCUCAACUGUGCUGCUGCAGGAGUCUAGAGUUCCCUCUGGGCUGGCGCGACCCGUGGCUCCUUGGCCAGCCCAGUCCUGCCAGCCUCCCGCUGAGCCUUCUGAUGCCAGCUGCCUGUGCACCAGGAGUUGUGUGCACCGCACUCCUGUGCUGGGGCUGAAUGGGCUUGUCACUGAGGGCUUGUGUGCUUCUCUGCUCAGCCCUGGACGGCUGCUGGGGAGAGAGCCUGGCAAUCCGGACUGGGGUGCCCAUGGUGAGCACCUGCCUCUGGGCUGUUGGCUCCCACUAGUCCUUGGGGCUGUGGGCUGUCAGCAUUUGGGGACGUUGGUCUCUGCCGGGGGAGUGUGGUGCAGCCCCUCAUUUGUGAGGGGACUGGCUGCCCAUGCUACGGGAGAGGCGUGGGGUCGGGGAGCACAGGUAGGAUCUCAGUGCGUUAAUAAAAGCCAGGUUUUCCAAAGA
Messenger RNA from Lepidothrix coronata (blue-crowned manakin), 5641 nucleotides. It is a transcript of the gene USP19, whose product is annotated as ubiquitin specific peptidase 19. Gene Ontology annotation, biological process: protein deubiquitination. The record is from RefSeq and is a predicted model, not a curated record. The coding region runs from base 441 to 4745 and encodes 1434 amino acids. Gene Ontology annotation, molecular function: cysteine-type deubiquitinase activity. The transcript has 29 exons. Lineage: Eukaryota; Metazoa; Chordata; Aves; Passeriformes; Pipridae.